AUGAAUAAUAGGAAAAGGAAUAAAUAUGAAAAGAACGAAUAUAUGUCAUUACCCUUAGAAAAAACUGAUUUACUUAUUGAAAACAUACAUAAUUUAAAAAACUGUUUAAAUUCAUAUAGAAAAGAAUUACAAGAAAAGAAUAAAUAUAUUAAUGAUGUCAAAUUACGUUUGAGUUUUUAUGAAUGUCUUUUUAGAAACGUUAACAUAGUAUGGAAAAUUUUUAAUAGCGAUUUGUUGGCUUUGAUAAAAGGAAAUAUAGAAGCUAAGGAAAAUGAGGCACAUAACACAGGAAGACAAAAGGAGAAAGAAAAUGGACGCGAUGAGCGCUGCGAGUUAGAUCUAGAUGACAAUGGAAAUGAUAAGAGCAAAUGUAGUGAUAAGCAUAACCACGAUGAUGAUUACAGUAACAGUGAUGACUACAAUUACUAUGAUAAUGAUGAUAUUUGUGAUUGGGGAAAUAAUUUGGCCCAGUCCCCAUAUUAUAACAUAGACAACUUUCAAGAGCUAUUUUUAAAAUAUGUGAGCAUAAAUAGUACGGAAAAUGAUGAAGAUGAUGUACAUUUUUUAAAAUCCAUAUCUAGAGAGGAAGAGGAAGAAGAAGAGAGACAAACGAUGAUAGUUAAUAGAAAGAAAAGAAUUAAACUUAAUAGUGAUCAUCUAGUAAACGAGAGAAAGUUCAUUAAAAGUGAAAACGUUAAGGGGAGCAUUGAAAAGACCGAGUUGUACAACAAAUGUGUUAAUAGCACUAGGAAGGACAAGGAAAAGAAGAGCGGAAAGAUGCCACAGCAGGGAACCGUAAAAAAGGAGCAAAAAUGGGGAGAAGAAAUAAAAGAAGAGCAUGAGGAAAGAGAAAUUAAGGCUUAUCGUGGUGAGGGAGAAAUAAAGGUAUACGGAGAUAAGGGCGAGAAGUACACAAAAGAUACUGUCAGGGGAGAUAAGUUAAUUCACGUAAAAAAAGAAAAUCUGGGUGAAGAGGAGGAAGAAGGAGGAACAGAAAAAGGAGGAGACGAAGAAGGAGAAACAGAAAAAGGAGGAGACAAAGAAGGAGAAAACAAAGGAGAGAAGGAAAAGGAAAAAAACAAAGAGCGCAAAAAAAAUGAUUAUAAUAAAGUAUCAGAUAAAAAUACAAUGAAUAAGGGUAGAAGGGGAAGUGUAGGUAGUACUAAUGACAGAAAUAGUGAGAAGAAGAUUCAUUUAAGUUCACAGGAAAAAAUAAAUUUUGAAUGCGGUGUUGCUACAACAUCUAGUUCUGCUACUGCUGCUACAGAUGGAGUAACAUCCCCCCCAUCGGAUCGUUUAAGUAGGAAAGUUGUAAGUGGAAAAAAUCACAGUAGUAGAGGUAAAUAUGAAGGUAAGGAUGAUAAAGAAAAAGAUGAAGAUAAAUUUGAGGAUAGAGAUGAGGACAAAGAUGAAGGUAAAAAUGAGGACAUUGAUGGGGGCAUAGAUGAAGACAUGGAUGUGGAUAAAACCGAUAAAGUUAUUAGGAAGGCGAAGGGGAAAAGAGAAAAAUGCGAUCAUCAUGUAGAUGAUGAUAUGACCAUACAUAAUAAUAGUAAAAACAAUUUUGAAGAUAGAUUACAAACAAGUUUUUUAAAAAAUAUGAAAAGAACCUUAGGAUUUUUAAAUAAACUUAUGGAGGUAAAAAACAUUGACGUGAAAUAUAAUAUAGAGCAUGAGAGAAAAAUAAAUUACGAAAAAAGUGUUUAUUAUGAGAAGUAUAUGGAGGAAAAGAAAAAGAGAAAUGAAUUACAAAAUAAUUAUGAUAUAUUAAAAGUAGAAGUGGAUAGAUUAGAAAAGAAAAAGGCUUCUUUACUGUUUAAGGUAUACAAUGAGAAUAUUUGUAAAAAUAUUAUAGAAGAGGGUAAAAUUAAUAAUUUAGAGGAUACAAUAAAUAGCGAUUUUAAUGUUGAAAAUGUUGAUAAUUUUGAAGAGAAAAAUAAAAUUACUUGUAUUAAUUGUGGUUAUAGCAAUUUUUUGGAUAAGGAUAUUUGUAAAAACGUAAAUGCAGAUAUAGUAGUUAUAGGAGGAACAGGAAAGGGGGGCGAAAACAUAAACCGCAGGAGCAACACAAGCGGAGGAAUUGACGAUAGCCGCUACUAUAAGAGCGAUUCUAAAGUCCUUUUCAAUUUUGAGAAAAUAAUAACAAGAGAUAAGAUAAUUAAUAGUGAGCCUUUCAAAAAUUUAAUAAAUGAAUCGAGCGAAAUCCAUAAGAUAUUAAAAGCCAAGGAAAAUGAAAUAUUGCUUUUAAAAAAAGAAAUUAUAAAAAUGGAGAGGAUCCAAGAUGAAGAGUAUGAAAGUUUAUUGACGGAUACAAUAAAUAAUAAAAAAGAUUUGACAAAGAAAAUAAAAGAUUUAGAAAUAGAUAUAGUAACAUAUAAAUUAGACAAAGAGAAAAUGAAGAACAAAGUUGAUAUACAGGAAUAUGAAAUAAGUGUAUUAAAAAGUAUAGAAAAAAAUCAAAGCAUGCAAUUACAACAAAAAGAGAAUGAAAUUAUGAAAAUGAAGGUACAGCUAGAUAGGCUAAAAAUAAGUGAAAAUAAUUUAAAGCAGAAACUUGAACUCUUAGAAGGGGAAAAAGAUCGCUUAUUCGGUUAUGCGGUAGAUGGUAUUAUUCAGGGGGAGGGAAUACAAAAUAAUCAGUUCGUUUCCAAUGGUAAACAAAGUGGAUGCUUGGACUCGUUCGAACAGAGAAGCUGCAUGGGUGCCAUCGAGUCUGUGAUGAAGAAGGGAAGUGUAAUACCCGUCAGUGAAAAGUUACAUGAGGAAAGCAGAUUAGGGGAAUGCACUCAUAACAGUGCUAUUGAAAAAAAUGUAGACAAAGAAGAGGGAAGGGAGAUCAUCCCUUUACAGUUUGAGAAGAAUGGCGAGGAGUGCAAACUCUUAGGGGUUGAGGUGAAUGGAGAAGUGGAUGCAAUUACAUUAAACAAAAGGACUGAAACGAUUGAGGUUAGUGAAAGAAACGAUAUUCAUAUUGAUAUAUCUAAGUAUCGUGAACUGGUACAGGAAAACACUAAUUUAAGGCGUAAUUUAGAAAAAAAAAAAAAUGUAGAAAAUGAGCUGUCGAGUCUAAGAAAGAAUUACGAUGCAAUGAGUGAAGAAAUUGAAGAGAUUACAAAAGAAUUUGAAAAGAAGCAAGAACAAAUUGACGAAAUGAUUGUUCAAAUAAAAAACAAAGAAUUAGAAUCGUUAGAAAAACAUAGUAACAUGAUGAAUAAAGUAUAUAUAGAAGAAAAUUUAAAACAGCUUGAAAAUAGUUAUCAAGAAAAGAUGUUAUGCAUAAAUAGGAUUUAUGAAAAAUAUGAAAAUUUUGUUAAUUUUUAUUUAACUUUAUUUUAUCAUGCUAGAAAAAGUGCUAUAAUUGCUGAUAGUGCAAGGGAAGAACAAAUGGGUGUUUUUGUCAAGUUAAAAGAAAAAUAUGAAUUUGUAUUUCAACAAAAAAAUGAAGUAAAUGAUCUUUUAAAAAAAGUUUAUAGUUGUAAUAAAAAAUUAAUUGAUCAAUGUAAUAAUCUGUAUAAGGAAAAUCAAAAUCUUCAGCACACAUUAUUAUAUAACCAGAGAAAUGUAACAAAAGACGGUCCUUCGAAAGAAGACAGACAUAUAUUAGUAGAAGAAAAUAAUGAAUUGCGUAGAAGACUAAUAUGUAGUGUGUGCAUGGAAAAUUUUAGAAAUUAUGUUAUCAUAAAGUGCGGUCAUAUAUAUUGCGAGAAUUGUAUAUUUAGUAAUUUAAAAACGAGAAAUAGGAAAUGUCCGCAGUGUAAAAUACCUUUCGAUAAAAAGGAUUUGCAAAAAAUUUUUCUCGAUUGA
Molecule: messenger RNA, 3804 nt
Organism: Plasmodium malariae
Lineage: Eukaryota; Apicomplexa; Aconoidasida; Haemosporida; Plasmodiidae
Gene: TEX1
Product: trophozoite exported protein 1, putative
Exons: 1
Coding region: 1-3804 (1267 amino acids)
Cellular component (GO): nucleus; HULC complex
Molecular function (GO): ubiquitin protein ligase activity; metal ion binding
Source: RefSeq, a predicted model, not a curated record